Caenorhabditis angaria is the source of this 1093-nucleotide messenger RNA. The record is from the annotation of a GenBank genome assembly. Lineage: Eukaryota; Metazoa; Nematoda; Chromadorea; Rhabditida; Rhabditidae.
AUGUGGAAAAUAAUCAUCAUUUGUCUAUGCUUCUUUGCAAUACAUUCGAAUGCAGGUAUUUUUAUUUUUAUUCUCAGUUUGCAAACAAAAAACGAAAGCGGCUCGAGUGAUGCGAGUAUAUGUCCCUUUGAAAUAUAUACUGUAUCUGGGCUACUCUACAGUUUUUUAAAGGAACAUAAGUACACUCGCUUCGCUCGAGUCGCUUACGCUUUGUUCUACACUCGCGCCAGAGGCGCUCGGGGUACUGUGUGCUCCCGAGCGUUUUUGGCUCGAGUGUAGGAGUGUAUGCCCUUUCUACUGUAGUAUAAAGGGUCAUACAGUACCUCGUACAGUACCUCGAAACUACAGUACGUAGUUUCCUCUUGUAGACAUGAAAAACAAAUUGAGACUCAAAAAAAUGGAUUUUCUGAAAUUUGUGGAAAUAUCCAAAAAUCGAUCAUCGGUCCUAUGAACUCAUGUGUAAAUUUUUUCAGAUACAACUGGCGAGUCUCUAAAUAGUUUAAAUGCAUCUACUUCCGAAACUUCAUCAUCCUCCCUUUUCGACAUGGACCAAGAAAUCGCUCAAUUCAAUACCUCGUGCCUAUCUAGAAGAGAUUUCAUAGAACUAGGAGGAAAUCUAACGGGCUUCCAUUUCACGAAUUGCUUUGUUAAUCUUCUGAUGAAUAAAGCUGUAGAUGUAAUUGCGAAUAGUGAAAUGCGCGCUGCUCUUGGAUUUCCUCCUCCAGGACCAUGGAAACAUUAUAGUAAGAGGAAUUUAGAAGAACUCGAAUUUGCCACCCCAGAAGAAUACUUUGAAUUCAAAGAGGAGAACAAAAAGCUGAGUCUGGAUAGCGAGUUGUAUUAUGAGCAUAAUUUCCCACCAGCUAUCAAAUUUUUGGAUGAACGAUUUCCCGCUAUUCGGAGAAUUUUCAAGAAUAGAUUUAAUAACAUUCAUCGAGCAAAUCCAAUUGAUCGAGAAACUGUUGAUGCGAUUAGGAACGUAUAUUCUGAUCAUAUUCGUCCCAAAAUACAGCCUUUUAAUGAUUUCUUCUGGAAGAAGCGUUGCUUCUAUAAGUUAUAUGAAAGCUAUCAAGAUGAACCCAAAGACACCUAG